Molecule: messenger RNA, 1422 nt
Organism: Phlebotomus papatasi
Lineage: Eukaryota; Metazoa; Arthropoda; Insecta; Diptera; Psychodidae
Product: clavesin-1-like
Exons: 6
Coding region: 294-1307 (337 amino acids)
Cellular component (GO): membrane
Molecular function (GO): phosphatidylinositol bisphosphate binding
Source: RefSeq, a predicted model, not a curated record
AAAAUAUGGAUAUAUGCAAAAAGAGGCAAGAUAGACUUCAUAUUAUGAGAGUGUUACACCACUUUGUGCCAGUACUUUGAGCGUCUAUACUGAAAGAUAUACCCCAAAACAGAUUGGUUGUCCAUAAAGAAACGUUGGGAGUCAAUUUUGCCGCCACUUGUGCUCCAACUGCCGUCAAGUGCAGAUCGACACUUUUCUUCAAAUAAAAGCCAAAGACAUUGGGGACGAAAAGUGAGUGACUUUGGACGAAAGUAAAAGUGUUGUGAGUUGUGAGUGAAAUUGGAGUAGUUAAAAUGAAGGAGUUAACGAACAAAGGUAUAACACCUGCUGAUGAUUAUGUCUUCCAACUGGAUGAGGAGCUAAAGCAAUGCGCUGAAAAAGAACUCCGCGAGACAGAUACCAUAAGGAAGCCAGCAAUUGAAGCGAUAAGAAAAUGGCUUGUUCAGCAUCCAAAAAUCCUCACUACACGUUUGGAUGCCAGUUUCAUCUUGCGCUUCCUGAGAAACAAGAAGUUCAGCGUUCCCAUGACCCAAGAGGGUAUAGAGAGAUAUUUGUUACUUCGCAAAGUCCGAAAUGGCGAGAUGUUUGCCAAUUUGGACAUGAAAGAACCAGCAAUAGCUGAUCUCUUGGAUCUUGGGUACAUCUUUGCACUGCCAGAGCGUGAUCACUUAGGACGACGGGUAAUUAUGCAUCGGCCGGGGGUUUUUAAUUUGCAGAAACAUAAGAAUUACGAUAUGCUCAAAGUACAUGCUUUGACGUAUGAAAGCUUACUGGAAGAUGAAGAAAAUCAAAUCAGGGGAUUUGUCUAUGUUGUCGAUGCAGCUAAAAUUGGUUUACAGCACCUAACACUCUUUACACCACAGGAAGCUGUUAGGAUUGCCAAAAAUGCAGAAAGAACCGUUCCGAUGAGACACAAGAAAUUAAUUGCAUUCAACAUCAAUUCGAGCCUCAAGUUCGCCGUGGAUUUUGGUAUUUCUCUUGUUAGUGAAAAAUUCAAGAAGCGCGUAAUUCUUUGUACAAAUCUCGAAAGAGCCAACCGCUAUAUUGACAACAAUCUCCUUCCUGCUGAAUAUGGAGGAUUAAUGCCCAUGGCAGAGAUGAUAAAACUCUUCAAAAAGGAAUUGGAGGACAAGCAACCAGUAAUCCUGCAGAAUGAUCAUAUGAACCUGAGAUUAGACAUGUAUCCCCCGGAAGCCCUGGAGGGCUCUCUGGGUGCAAUAAAUCGAGCAUGUGGCAUUCAGAAAGACUCCAUGGGAUCGACUUUUCAUGGGAUGCAGGGCAGUUUCCGGAAACUCGAAGUGGAUUAGAUUAAACAAAAAAAAAGAAAAUGGGAACUUACUUUACUCCGAAGCAUUCUUCAUUCUUGUAUUAUCCUUUUUUUUAUUCCUUUCAUUAAAAUUGAGACGUUACGUUGGCCAGAAA